Messenger RNA from Daldinia caldariorum, 1320 nucleotides. Its product is annotated as Cu,Zn superoxide dismutase-like protein. Lineage: Eukaryota; Fungi; Ascomycota; Sordariomycetes; Xylariales; Hypoxylaceae. The record is from RefSeq and is a predicted model, not a curated record. Gene Ontology annotation, molecular function: copper ion binding; superoxide dismutase copper chaperone activity. Gene Ontology annotation, cellular component: cytoplasm. Gene Ontology annotation, biological process: removal of superoxide radicals. The coding region runs from base 219 to 1193 and encodes 324 amino acids. The transcript has 4 exons.
CCUGAAAGACGCAAUUGCGAUUUCAAAGCAAAAGUUCGUGCUUGUUCCAUUUCAUUGGUCUAAUUACCUCUUUCUUAGGUAAAAUAACGGAAAGGGUGGGUUUUUCUUAUCGUGUAAGUGAAUGGCUUCCAGUCCAUUCUACACGAUCGAUAUUUGUAAAAAAUAAUAAUAAUAAUUACUAUGAAGCUCUCUUCGUCCCCUCUUCUACUUCCAAGCAUAUGAUGCUGAAAUAUCUACACGGUAUCCCAUUUCGUUCCUUUGCCGCGAGUACUAGUUUUAUCUUUUUCGGCGUCGCUGCCGGGUCGUAUUAUCAUCGUAACCAGCGAGAACAGUCAUUUUAUAUAAGCAGGUAUAUUCCUGCUGCUACGGGAGACAAGAUGGUGGUUUCUAAUCAGGCCAAGACUCCUUUUCAGACGUUAUUCGCUGUGCCGAUGACCUGUGACGGAUGUGUCAAAGAUGUUUCCGAUGCGCUAUAUAAACUCGGAGGUAUCACUAAAGUCGAGGCCGACUUAGAGAAGCAGCUUAUAUCGGUGGAGGGAACUGCUGCUCCGUCCGCGAUUGUUAGCGCCAUUGAAGCUACUGGUCGAGAUGCUAUUUUAAGGGGGUCUGGUGCUUCUAAUAGCGCAGCCGUAUGUAUCCUCGAGACGUAUCACCGAAAUGAGAAGGGUGGUGAUGCGUUGGUGCCUGCUUCGGCUCCAGAGGCCGAUACGGACGGAUCCAGAGCAAAGGACAGGGAAGUCAGAGGCUUAGCCCGCAUGGUCCAAGUUUCUCCUACGAUAACUUUGGUGGAUCUGACCGUUCGUGGCGUCGAGCCUGGUACAUACUCGGCUACUAUACGGGAGUACGGCGACCUCAAGCUUGGCGCCACGUCUACGGGCCCGGUGUGGGCAGGCGGGAGUGGUACAACUCAACCCCGGGGGAUCUUAGGUACUGUGCAGGUCGGAAAGGAUGGUCGGGGUGCAGUGUUCUUUGACCAUCCCUUCCAGGUGUGGGAGGUGAUUGGACAUGCGAUGGUUGUUUCCAACCAGAAGGAAGGGGUCACGGAAGCAAAUCUGAAAAAUAACGAGAAUACCGUGGUAGGUGUUAUUGCGAGAAGUGCCGGCAUGUGGGAUAAUGAUAAGACGGUAUGCUCAUGUACCGGCAAGACACUUUGGGAGGAAAGAAGGGAUGAAGUAAAGAAAGGUAUGCUCUAAGACUUGAAUGAUGAAUUGGUUCCAUACAGGUUUUGGAACUGGCAACGUGUAUUGAAGUAAGGAUUGCCCAUAAAGGUUAUUGGUACCCAAUAGACACUGUUGAUACAUAGAAAGAAGUCAAGUUUGG